Staurois parvus is the source of this 381-nucleotide messenger RNA. NCBI's taxonomy places the organism in Eukaryota, Metazoa, Chordata, Amphibia, Anura, Ranidae. The record is from the annotation of a GenBank genome assembly.
UGUCCCUCGGACACAGCGGAUCACCGAUCCACGGAAAGAGCUGAAGAUGUCGGCUCGGUCGUUUGAUCAGCUGUGUCCAAUCACAGCUGAUCGCAGAUCAUCAGAGCACUGAUGAUCAGUGUGCCCUGAUGAUCUGUGUAGCCCGAACAGUGCCACCUGUCAGGGUCCAUUAGUGCCAGCUCUCAGUGCUCAUCCAUGCCAGAUAUCAGUGCCACAUCAAUGCCACAUAUCAGUGCCACAUAUCAGUGCCACAUAUCAGUGCCCAUCAGUGCCUCAUCAAUGCCACAUAUCAGUGCCCAUCAGUGCCACAUCAAUGCCACAUAUCAGUGCCUACCACUGCACAUCAGUGCCACAUAUCAGUGCCUACCACUGCACAUCAGU